AUUCCCCCCUAACAGAAGAUUGACUCUGGGUGUCUUCCCCAGAGAAACGUCAGUAUUUACAUCAAUAUUUUCUGAAGGCUUCUCCGACUCUGCUGUCCGGCUCGGACCGGGAUUCCGCCCGUCCGGUUCUGACCCAUUUAAUACACCGUUAUUGUUCCCUUCCCGUAAGGCGGUGGCAAGUCCCGGUUCCGUGUGUCUUUGUGAGGACCGGAGCGCUUUCCUGAGAUGUGGCUGAGCGAUAGCCGUCUGCCGUGUGCACUGCAGUGGUGCGCAGCUUCGCCCGGACAAACACCUGUGCGCCUCCGCUCUCCGCCGGCCGGCCUCUGCCAUUCAUGCUGAGUAGAGGACAGAUAACCUCAGGCGAGGUGUCCGUCUCCAUUUGUCGGAGGGUAGAAGCAAGGGAGCAGCACAAACACCGCACAGCCAGACACCAUGCAAGGAGAAACCUGCCCUCCUCGCAGAGCGCUGAAAUGCUAGACCUGAAGAGCGAGAGUGUCACAUCCAAUCAGCAGACUGUUUACAUCGGAGGCGGCCACAAGAGCCGCUUGACACUUGACUCCAUAACAGCCCGCGUGUGGUUCGAGGCGCCUUUCAGUCACAAUCAAGUAAAGACGCGUUAACUGAUCCUUCAUCAUUACUUCAUACUUCUGUCGGAUUCAUCAGCCCAGAGGCGACCUAAGAUGGAGUGGUCGCUGGAGAGUGUGAGGGAGAUGGUGGCUGGGGGGAUGCAGUCUGUGAGGGAAUGUGAGAUCUGUGCAAUCGCCAUAGCCAUGUGUGUGCUGCUGCUGUUCCUGUGGUACUGUUACAGAGUGGGCCGGGAGCACGGCACCAGCCCCCUGCGAGGCAGGUAUCUGUCUGGGCCCGGCCGGAUCGGAGGCGUGGUCGGGGGUUUCAUGAGUUCAGACUGUCGAGGCAGGGGCAAAGGGAAGCACGGGUCUCUCCUGGAGGAGCAGAACGGCUUCGCCUUUUGCCAGUCCUCCGAAUGCUUCCGAUGCACCAGCGCUGGCGAGAGCCUGAACCAGAGGCUCUACCAUAGCCUGCAGGAAUACGCCAAGCGUUACACCUGGUCGGGUAUGGGCCGGGUGCACAAGGGGGUCCGCGACCAAGGCCGGUACCUCAACAGCCGGCCAACUAUCCAGCGGCCAGAGGUCUUCUUCCUUCCCGACCUACCCUCGGCCCCCUUCUUCUCCAGAGAAGUGCAGAGACAUGAUGUGGAGCUGCUUGAGCAGAGUUUCCCUGCCCUCCUGGCCGAGUUCGAAAGCAUCUACCACCAACCCCCGGCCCGCAGCGGCUCCUCCCUCCCGCCAGGCUGGAAGGCGAACAGCACCCCUCGCGGUCAAUGGUGGACGUACUACCUGGUAAACCAAGGCACCCCUUUGGUCCUCAAUGUCAGGAGAUGUCCGCGGGCGUGGCGGGUGCUGGGUCAGCUGCGCACCUUCAUCGCCAACAACGUCUUUGGGAACGCCUGCUUCUCCGUGCUGACCCCCGGAGCGCUCAUUACGGAGCACUACGGUCCGACCAACGUCCGGCUGCGCUGCCACCUGGGUCUCAGAGUGCCUCAGUCUUGUGAGCUUGUUGUUGGGGGAGAGCCACAGUGCUGGUCUGAGGGCAGCUGUCUGCUUUUUGACGACUCCUUCCUCCACAGGGCUUUCCAUGACGGCAGCCCGGAGGACGGCCCCAGGGUGGUGUUCAUGGUUGACCUGUGGCAUCCCAACGUGGCCGCUGCCGAGAGACAAGCCUUGGAUUACAUUUUCACUCCGGGCCGUUUGGAGGACAGGGAAGGGAAAUAGUUGCGAGUGAGAAACCAUGUCUUUGAGUGAGAGACAGUUGGAGUUUAGAAUAAGCGUCUGUUUGAUUGGGGAGUGACUCUUUUUCUGCCUCCAGACCAGCUUUUCACAUUCACUGUGUAAAUAUUCUCCAGCUCUUGCAGUAAUGCUCACGACUCUUCUCAGCAGACAACCGGACGUUGGGCCUCUCUUAUCAACUGCUAUUUCACCCGUGAAGCCAUAAAACACAAUAAUACAUUAGCUUAGUCAUAUAGUAUCGCUUAUAUUGUGAACACUUAAUCCAAAUGUUAUCCAUUUUAAACAUUUUAAAGUCAAGAGGUCAUAUAAAACCUUUCCGAUAUGCCGAUGAUUCGUUGCUAUUCAUGUUAAAGCCUCAUGUUUCCUCUUAGAUAUGCCUUGUCCUUGUUUACCCAGAUUGGUUACUUUUCAGAGUGUAAAUAAGAUUUGCACACAAAUGUUCCAGUUAAAUGAUGAAGCACUUAAAGUGGAUGGGUCUGCUUUGCCCUUUAAAACACUCAAAGAGCAGUUUAAGCCCAAUAACAAGAAAGUAGACACAUCUUGAAGAGAACUUUUUGAAAAUCUAAAAGUGUUACAAAGAGCCUGUUACAAUCGUCACCCCUAAACACAACUUUUGGCAUCCAAAAUCUCUCAACUGGAUAUGUAAGGGUUUUUGGCACUCUAUGUUUUGGUGUAGCGAUUACUGCCAGUCUGUCCAAUCUGCUUUUUGGAGGAUUUCUAGAGAAAAACCCUUCGGGGUCUGGUGCCGAGCUGUGCAUCAUGUAAAUCAUUUUCUAUCAUUUUUCCUGUCUAACACAACGUGGACAGGCCAUGCUGAAGUGUGCCAAGGCAGGACAGAUCACUGAACUUCAGCGAGUAGUAUUUUCUUCAGGACUUGAUAGGCUUGGAACCAGAGCAAAUCUGACAGGGCCAAUUAGUUUUGGCCUUUAGAAUAAGACUGCUAACGUUCUACAUCAACCCUGAGAGGUUCCACCAAGUAGGUACUUUGGUUCCGCGAUAGCAGGUUGGUUUUUGAAAGCUCACAUGGUUGCAGGAUUUCUCCGGGUUGAUUUUUGAAUAGACAGAGGCAAGUUGGAGAGACGGCCGUCUUUAUGGAUUUAUGACCUUAAUUGUUAAGGAGACAUUUCCAGUAGCCGUUGUAAAAUUAAAGGUUAUAUAUCUGACAUGACAUGUCAUUUAUAUGCUAUACCAUGGGACCAUACUGGACAAAUAAUUCUGUUAAAUUACAAAUUACUGAACUUUUUUUUUGUUCAUAAAUCAAUGCUGUCACUUACCAAUCACCAUGUUAGAUACUCCUAACUUUGGUCUAAGUCUGAGGGGGGAAAGGAUUUCUAAGAAAUGACCAACGUGUUAUGGAGGUGUACGUUAUACCCUUUUUGUUUUGGCUAUCAGUCAAAGCAGUUGUAUGAUUUGAUAUAGAGGGAUAAAUAUAGAACAGAGUGUGUACAACAUUUUAAACUAACUUAAAAAGAAUGUGUAACUUCAUUCAUGCCAUCUCUUAGAGCAUAAUGGGUCCAUAGGCCAACCGAUUCUGUUAACUAUUAAUGAAGCCUUGUUUUGACAACAUGAGAAAACCUGCCUACAUUUCCACAAGGGCUAAAAUAUAUGUAUUAUUUGGUAUUUUUAUACAUAUCGCCACAUUUGCAUUCAGAUUGUCAGGACGAGGACCUUAGAAUGUUUACAUUUCUCUGAAUGACUUCAUCCUCCUGCUACCAGAAUGUGAACACGUUGUCAUUGAUUGUGUUACACGUCACAACUGACAUUAAAUCACAGUUACACAUUUUUUUAGCUGAAACAUCGUUUCUAAAAAAGCACAUUAAGCCACAGUUAAGCAACACAUAAGCAGCAGGGGAUUACUUUUCCAUUUUUUGUUUGCUUGUUUUUUUUUUAAUUGAAGGGCUGGGUACAAUCAUGGCAGGGAAUCUUUGGCUAUUUCACAUGCACACCCAGACGCUGAAGUUUCUUCUUUUUAGAAUAGAAAUAGGAUUUGAUAACCGAGGUCCAAUGUCCACGAUGAUGUGAAUGUUUACAGUUACAGAUGCUGUCACUGUCCCCGUGCCUGGCGGUGUGGUGGUUAGUUGUGCUCCCCUUUGAAAAGCAGUCCUGUUUUUUUGCCGGACGUGGUUGGACAAGCACAUUUCAAGUUUUGACGUUUUGUGAAUAGGCCUGCGCAGCGACAGUGGAAGUGAGGGAUUUUUGGUAAAAUUUACUAAACUCUUCUAAUUUGGUUGCAUUUGAUAUACCAGGUUUGUAUUUCUGUACAUAUGUAUGAAGUGGAAGGAAAGCAACACCCUGAAUGCCCGGAAAUGUCCUGAAAUGACUGUCCCCAAUGCUUUAACUAUUGUGUUGUCUUGAUUUAUAGCUAAAGUGAUUGCAUCAUCCUCCGACUGAAGAAGCCAACCAUGAAAAUUUGUUUUCGAUAGAUUUGAUCAGUAUGUUCUGUGAAAUGUUUAUGAAGUACUCUCUCUUUGUUGUUCCGUGAUGUUUUCUUUAGAUCACUGUAAUUCUGCAGCUCAGUAUGGUACCUGUUAUAAAAGUCACAAUCCUUGCUCAACGAGCCUCCGUGGAUAAAUGUGCGCACCGCGCAGUCUAAAAGCUAGUGAAAAUGAAUCGCCUCGGCUUUUCCCGUCCACUGCAAUUCAAGAAACCCGUGUUCCGUUCUAAUGUUUACAAAGCUGUGAUCAUUUACACGCCAUCUACAACAUCAGACAACACCGACUAUUGCGUUGAGCUGUGCAUAAUUGGGUUGAAAAUCAACAGUGCUGCUUGUCCAGUGGAGAAAACAAACUCCCAAAGCAUUGGCAUGGUGCACACUGUAUGAUGGAGCACCCAUUUUGUUUACAUUUGGAUCAAGGAUUUUGUCCUUUAACACUUGUGUGUAUUUUGAACAGUAUUUCUGUACAUUUAAUAAACGGUGGAGUAUCUUAUAUAACCA
Molecule: messenger RNA, 4740 nt
Organism: Fundulus heteroclitus (mummichog)
Lineage: Eukaryota; Metazoa; Chordata; Actinopteri; Cyprinodontiformes; Fundulidae
Product: aspartate beta-hydroxylase domain containing 2
Exons: 4
Coding region: 681-1790 (369 amino acids)
Source: RefSeq, a predicted model, not a curated record